UGUCCUAAAGAGGGUGCACUUGAUUUUAAUUUUCUUUCACUAUGACGCCUGUCAAUGUUGCCCUCAUUCGUGAUGCCAAGUGGCUGACUUUAGAAGUCUGUAGAGAGUUUCAGAGAGGGACUUGCUCUCGAGCCGAUGCAGAUUGCAAGUUUGCCCAUCCGCCAAGAGUUUGCCACGUGGAAAAUGGUCGUGUGGUGGCCUGUUUUGAUUCUCUAAAGGGCCGGUGUACUCGAGACAACUGCAAGUACCUGCACCCCCCUCCACACCUCAGAUCGCAGCUGGAGGUUAAUGGGCGCAACAAUCUGAUCCAACAGAAGACUGCCGCAGCCAUGUUCGCCCAGCAGAUGCAGCUUAUGCUCCAUAACGCCCAGAUGCCAUCACUUACUUCUUUUCCAAUGAAUCCGCCACUUGCACCUAAUCCUGCCAUGGCUUUCAAUCCUUACAUACCUCAUCAUGGGAUGAGCCUGGUUCCUGCCGAACUUGUACCAAAUGCUCCUGUUUUGAUCUCUGGAAACCCGCCUUAUGCAUUGCCUGGAACUGUUGGUCCAAAACCGAUGCGGUCAGACAAACUGGAGGUUUGCCGGGAAUUUCAGCGUGGAAAUUGCACCCGUGGGGAGAAUGAUUGCCGCUACGCUCACCCUACGGAUGCUUCCAUGAUCGAAGUGGGCGAUAACACUGUGACGGUCUGCAUGGAUUAUAUCAAAGGUCGAUGCUCCCGGGAGAAAUGCAAGUAUUUUCAUCCUCCUGCGCAUCUGCAGGCCAAGCUCAAGGCAGCUCAUCACCACAUGAACCACUCAGCUGCAAGUGCCAUGGCCCUUCAGCCUGGUGCAGUUCAACUGAUACCAAAGAGAAUGGGAAUUGAGAAGACCAAUGGUGCCACUCCAAUGUUUAAUCCCAGUGUUUUCCACUGCCAGCAGGCUAUGGGUAACCUGCAGCUCCCGCAGCCGGCAUUUAUCCCUGCAGGGCCAAUACUGUGCAUGGCACCCACUUCAAAUAUUGUGCCCAUGAUGCACAGUGCUACACCUACCACUGUGUCUGCAGCACCAGCACCUGCCACCACCGUUCCCUUCGCUGCAGCACCUACAGGCAAUCAGUUGAAAUUCUGAACAGCAGAGUUAUGGAGUAUCGGAAUCUCUCCCUGAGAACCUCCAUCUGGCCUGUCUAUAUCUAUUCUCAUGUGUCCUCUUCUACCAAUACAACUGUAAGCAUGGUGCAGUCCAUACAUUAAGCAAACAUCGCUACCAACCAGUUCAAACAAAAAGAAAGCGUUACAAAAUCAAUUGGGUAUUAAAAACAAAACAUGAGUAGAAAACUAGUAACUAUCAUUUGUCUCAUUUGAAUUGUCGGGUAGAACAUGAUCAUAGAAUUUUUGUAACUUGUUCUAGUAUUCUUAGUGAUUUGUUUCAGUAACUUUUAUGCUAAGUGAAUUUCCACAGUGAACUGUAUGCUUACUACACAUUCCUGGUGAAGAAAUGUUAUCUGUUUUGAAGUGUUACGUUAUGGUUUUGUUUACAUGAUCAUUUAUUGGGUUGAUUUAGGAUGUGACAAAUACAAACAGCACCAUUU
Messenger RNA from Ochotona curzoniae (black-lipped pika), 1566 nucleotides. RefSeq names its product muscleblind like splicing regulator 3 (gene MBNL3). The record is from RefSeq and is a predicted model, not a curated record. The transcript is spliced from 8 exons. NCBI's taxonomy places the organism in Eukaryota, Metazoa, Chordata, Mammalia, Lagomorpha, Ochotonidae. Bases 42 to 1106 code for a protein of 354 amino acids. Gene Ontology annotation, molecular function: metal ion binding.